AAGCUUCUCAGGGAGGCCCUCGCCAGCCUGGACAUGGCAGGAGCUGAGCGGGCAGCCCCAGCCCCUGCCUCCAGUCGUCAGUGUAAUGCAUCCAUAUCUACAAUAUGGCAAAUUUCAUAUCCUCCCUCUGUCCUGCAUUAUUGAUGGGCUGUGCACUUUAAAAAAAUCAAUUAGAUCAGGGCGUGGAGCCGGAGUUAAAAGAACAGAAGCCUUUAAAAGUCUGCUCUUACUGUUUCUGCUGUUUUGAAUAGGAACAGAUAAAGCUUUCCCUCUGCUUUGAGUAAGUCAGGCCCAGGGCUCGGUUGGCCGUGAUUGGCCAGGACUCAGAAAAUGCGGUUACGAUGCAAAUCCAAGCAAAUAUAGCCUGGUGUCUGUGCGCCAUUACUAAGCUAAGGCAGCUGGGCCUGGAGCCGCCCACUUUGGGGUGGCUCCUGUCACCACUGCUGCUUACCUGCCAGAGAACGGGGACUACUGGUGAGAGAGAAGGCAAGGCCCAGGAAGACAGCAGCAUGUCUCUGAGCAGCGCCUUCAGGGCUGUGGGCAAUGACCCCGGGAUCAUCACCUGGAGAAUAGAGAAAAUGGAGCUGGCGCUGGUGCCUGAGAGCCACGGCAGCUUCUACGAGGGGGACUGUUACGUCAUCCUCUCGACCCGGAGAGUGGGCAGUCUCCUCUCCCAGGACAUCCACUUCUGGAUCGGAAAGGACUCCUCCCAGGAUGAGCAGAGCUGCGCAGCCAUCUACACUACGCAGCUGGAUGACUACCUGGGGGGCAGCCCCGUGCAGCACCGGGAGGUCCAGUACCAUGAAUCCGACACCUUCCGUGGCUACUUCAAGCAGGGCAUCAUCUACAAGAAGGGGGGUGUGGCCUCUGGGAUGAAGCACGUGGAGACCAACACUUACGACAUGAAGCGGCUGCUACACGUGAAAGGGAAGAGAAACAUCAGGGCCACCGAGGUGGAAAUGAGCUGGGACAGUUUUAACCGAGGUGACGUCUUCUUGCUGGACCUCGGGAAGGUCAUCAUCCAGUGGAACGGCCCAGAGAGCAACAGUGGGGAGCGCCUGAAGGCUAUGCUUCUGGCAAAGGAUAUUCGGGACAGGGAGCGAGGAGGCCGAGCUGAGAUAGGAGUGAUCGAAGGAGACAAGGAGGCAGCCAGCCCGGAGCUGAUGAAGGUCCUUCAGGAUACCCUUGGCCAACGCUCCGUUAUCAAGCCUGCCGUCCCCGACGAGAUCAUCGAUCAGCAGCAGAAAUCAAACAUCACAUUGUAUCAUGUCUCGGACUCAGCCGGGCAGCUGGCGGCCACCGAGGUAGCAGCGAGGCCUCUGGUGCAGGACUUACUGAACCACGACGACUGCUACAUCCUGGACCAAAGUGGAACCAAGAUCUAUGUGUGGAAAGGAAGAGGAGCCUCGCAGGCUGAGAAACAGACAGCCAUGUCUAAAGCCCUGAACUUCAUCAAGAUGAAGGGCUACCCUAGCAGCACCAACGUGGAGACCGUCAACGACGGUGCCGAGUCAGCCAUGUUCAAGCAGCUGUUCCAGAAGUGGUCGGUGAAGGACCAGACCGUGGGCCUGGGGAAAACGUUUAGCAUCGGUAAAAUCGCUAAGGUUUUCCAGGAUAAAUUUGAUGUGACCCUGCUGCACAGCAAACCAGAGGUAGCAGCCCAGGAAAGAAUGGUCGACGAUGGCCACGGAAAAGUUGAGGUGUGGAGGAUUGAAAACCUGGAGCUGGUCCCCGUGGAGUGCAAGUGGCACGGCUUCUUUUAUGGGGGAGACUGCUAUCUGGUUCUCUACACGUACGAGAUGAAUGGGAAGCCACAUCACAUCUUGUAUAUCUGGCAGGGCCGCCACGCCUCACAGGACGAGCUGGCAGCCUCGGCAUACCAGGCGGUGGAGGUGGAUCGGCAGUUUGACGGGGCGCCUGUACAGGUUCGGGUUACCAUGGGGAAGGAGCCACGUCACUUCAUGGCCAUCUUCAAAGGAAAGCUGGUUAUCUUUGAGGGCGGGACUUCCAGGAAGGGAAGUGCCGAGCCUGAUCCUCCAGCGAGGCUCUUCCAGAUUCACGGAUAUGACAAAUCUAACACCAAAGCGGUGGAGGUUCCAGCCUUCACCUCCUCCCUAAACUCCAGCGAUGUCUUUCUGCUGCGGACCCAGACAGAGCACUACCUGUGGUACGGCAAGGGGUCUGGCGGGGAUGAGCGGGCAGCGGCUAAGGCGCUGGCCGGGUUUCUCUGUGAUGGCACCGAGAGCACGGUGGCUGAGGGCCAGGAGCCGGCUGAGUUCUGGGACCUGCUGGGAGGGAAAACUCCCUACGCCAAUGACAAAAGACUGCAGCAGGAAAUCCUAGAUGUCCAGCCCCGUCUCUUUGAAUGUUCCAAUAAGACUGGCCGGUUCAUUGUCACUGAGAUCACAGACUUCACCCAGGACGACCUUAACCCAGGUGAUGUAAUGCUCCUGGAUACGUGGGACCAGGUGUUCUUGUGGAUUGGGGCUGAGGCCAACGCCACAGAGAAGGAGCGAGCGCUUGCUACAGCCCAGGAGUACCUGCUCACUCACCCCGGCGGCCGAGAUGCUGGCACGCCAAUCCUCAUCGUUAAACAGGGCUUCGAGCCUCCCACCUUCACAGGCUGGUUCUUGGCCUGGGACUCUCACAUUUGGAGCGCAGGGAAAUCAUACGAACAGUUAAAAGAAGAGCUGGGAGACACUGCUGCUAUCAUAAGAAUCACUGCUGGCAUGAAGGACACAACCCUCUCCCUGAAUUCUGAGCCAAAAUAUUACCCCAUAGAAGUUCUGCUGAAAAAUCAGAAUCAGGAGCUGCCUGAGGAUGUGAACCCUGCCCAAAAGGAGAAUUACCUCUCUGAACAGGACUUUGUUUCUGUGUUUGGCAUCACAAGAGGGCAAUUUGCUGCUCUGCCUGGCUGGAAGCAGCUCCAGAUGAAGAAAGAAAAGGGGCUUUUCUGAGGCAAGAAGGCAUCUGCCUAUUACAAGAUCACAGAAGACAGCAGAUAGUGCCAGUAUCAGGAAAGAAUUUAUCUACUAAUUUUUCCCUAACAUCCAGCUGCUUAAUGUAGAUGUAGUAGGGUCUGCAAAUCACAGCAUGGUCUCCAUUUCUCUCAUUCCUGCAAUCCUUAGUUGUUAUAUGCCUAGAAUGUUAACACUGACUUUGUGGUUUUUGUGGCCUUCUGGCUCAAGCCUCAGCAGAAAGCACUAAAACUGCAUGAAUCUGGAGAAGUCAAAAGUAAGAGAACAAAAAAACUAAGUUUUAAGUGUUUAAUAUUGGGGCAAGAACCUAAGUUUGCUUUAACUUUUAAGAUCGAUAUAUUGCCUAUUUAACCCACAAAUCACUGAAGUUAUUCACACAUAUACCCAAAGUCAAAAUCUAAAUGCUCAGAUCUAAAUGUGCGAGAGAUUUUUAAAUUUUCAAAUAAAAAUGCCUGUAUUAGCAAAUGGAAGUCCUUUCAGUAUUCUGGGUCUGCCUGUUAUGGUAACUAUUUUGUUAUGUUGGGAGAAAUGUCUCAAACAGGGAAGCAAAGAGGCACUGCUGAAUGAGCUCUCUGGAUAACUGGAAUUCCUGUUUCUGGCACAAGAAUGCUGAAAUCUGCCUUACAGCUGUCCAGGAAACCUCAGAACCCACCCAUCCACACCCCACUAUCCAGAAGAGAAACAGGGCUAUGUGUUAUUAAUUUCAGUAAUGAGGCCAGAACCAGUGUGUGUACCACUACAGAGAGCCUUCAAAGCACGCUACAGACAUCAACACAUGAACCACAUUUUCCAGGCAACUCCAAGUUUAAGUCAACAAUUCCAAAGGAAUCCAUGUGGCACAAGUAAUGUAACCAGGGAAGCUCCAGGAUGGAAGCACAGCCGAAAGCAUCACAAAGCAAAGCCGAAGAAGAGAGUUCUAUGUCACAGGAGGA
Molecule: messenger RNA, 3910 nt
Organism: Vicugna pacos (alpaca)
Lineage: Eukaryota; Metazoa; Chordata; Mammalia; Artiodactyla; Camelidae
Gene: AVIL
Product: advillin
Biological process (GO): actin polymerization or depolymerization; barbed-end actin filament capping; cytoskeleton organization
Cellular component (GO): cytoplasm; actin cytoskeleton
Molecular function (GO): actin filament binding; phosphatidylinositol-4,5-bisphosphate binding
Source: RefSeq, a predicted model, not a curated record